This is a messenger RNA of Taeniopygia guttata (zebra finch), 1316 nucleotides long. The record is from RefSeq and is a predicted model, not a curated record. NCBI's taxonomy places the organism in Eukaryota, Metazoa, Chordata, Aves, Passeriformes, Estrildidae.
AUGGGGCAGGUUCCGGAGGGCAUCGCGCCCGUUCUUUUCUGCCGCCGGCCCCGCCCGCGGCCCCGAGGCGAGCGGCGGCCCCCGGCGGUGGCGGGCGGCAGUGCUGCCGCCCUGUGGGCAAAGGGCGUACAGGGGAGGGGUGAAGGCGGCUCAGCGGCGGCGCUGGAGAAGGAUGGCAGCGGCGAGGGCGGCCCGGCGGGGCCGGUGUCGGCGGGCGGCGAAGGCGCGGUCGCAGCGCUCACGGGCCGAGGGCGAGCGGCGUCGGAGCAGGGCUGCGCCCCCUUUCCCGGCCCCCGCGCAGCCUUCUCAAGACGCCGGGAGCGGCCGCGUGCCGAAAAAUCCCGCCGGGGCGGCGUGCGGGGCGGGAGCGGGGCCCUGCUUUGCCCGCCCCUGCUGCCGCCCUCCUUGGAAGGUCAAGUGAGCCGUCCCCAUCCCGCCGCGUCCCUGGCUCGUCCCGGCGCGUUCCCGCCGCCUCCCCGUGCUUCUCCGCCGUCUCCACUCUCGCACAAGCCCCCCGCCUCCCGGUCCCGGUCCGGUGCAUGGAAAUGCAGGAGAACACGGAAGCAUCGGGGCGGAACCGGCGCUGGAGGUGUCCGAGCCGUCUCCUUGGCCCGCAGGAGCAUAGGUGCCCGCCGCCGUGAGCUGACAGGUCCGUGCUGGAUAUUGGGAGAAGGGUCGCCUGCUGGUUGCUGUGUCCUCGGUGGGCAGAGAGCUCUGACCUCGGCCAGAUGGGCUGUUGUUGUAUCUCUUGGGUGCUGUGCCGAACAGAAUCAGGCAGCCAAGCCUCAGGUUCACCUUCUCCCUGACCCUCCUACGCUGCUGGUGUGGCACAGCAGAUCCUGAAGCAGGUACUGGAACUUGCUGCGUGUGUCACUGCUGGGUGUGAAAAACAGAGCCUUGGGGAGUGUUGAUCUCCUCGCCUGCUCUGUGCUCGUGCACUCUUGAACGAGCUUUUCCUGCUGGGCAAGAGAAGGGGAGGGUGGGCGGCAGUCGGAAUGAGCCUCAGAGCAAAGUUCCUUCUGCGGUUGCUGGGCUGUUCUCCCAGCUUGGAGCGCUGCACACUCGCUGCAGCUUCCACGAAUUGUCGUCCGUGCUUGUGGAUUGGGAGCACUGUCCUCCUCCACAAUGCCAGCUUUCUCUCUUUGCAGAGGAGCACAUUUACAUAAAGUUAAAGAGAUUCCCUCUGUCACACCCAGGAUUUGGACCUGAGGAAGGUACCAGGUUCUUUUCCCAGCUUUUCUAGAGUUUUGAUUUUUGAGGUAAGAGUCUCAUUUUAGGUAUCCAGUAAUUCUUCAGAAAUGUAUUUAAACAGCCAU